GGCAGCUGCGCGCGGCCGCCGGCGCCUCCCCCAUGCUGCUCGGGGCGUCCUGGCUGUGCGCGUCCAAGGCGGCCGCCGCUGCUGCGCAGAGCGAGGGCGACGACGACAGGCCCGGCGGGCGGCGGCGGCGGGCGGUGGCAGGCGAGGCCAUGGACGAGUCGUCGCUGCUGGAUCUGCUGGAGUGCUCGGUGUGCCUGGAGCGCCUGGACACCACGGCCAAGGUGCUGCCGUGUCAGCAUACCUUCUGCCGCCGCUGUCUGGAAAGCAUCGUGUGCUCACGCCACGAGCUGCGCUGCCCCGAGUGCCGCAUCUUGGUGGGCUGCAGCGUGGACGAGCUGCCCGCCAAUAUCCUGCUGGUGCGCCUGCUGGACGGCAUCCGCCAGCGGCCCCGCGCCGGCGCCAGCCCGGGGGGCAGCCCGCCCGCGCGCCCGGGGCCCGGCGCAGGGGCGGCCUCGGCGCCGGCGGGCGGCGCGGGCAGUGCAGCGGGCAGCGACCCCGGCUCUCCCGUCUUCAUCCCUACGGCGGCAGGCAGUGCCACAGCCAGCCUGCGCGAGCUGGCGACCAGCAGGAGCGCGCCCGUGGCAAAGGAUCUUCCCCAGCUUCCCUACGGCAAAGCCCUGCACAGCUACGAAGGGAGGGAGCCUGGCGACCUCAAGUUCAGCCAGGGGGAUGUCAUCGUCCUGCGGCGCAGGGUGGACGAGCGCUGGUACCGUGGGGAGCUGCAGGGUGCGCACGGCCUCCUGCCCACCAGCUACAUCCAGUGUGUGCGGCCCCUGCCCCAGGCCCCGCCCCAGGGCAAAGCACUUUAUGAUUUUGAGAUGAAGGACAGAGACCAGGACAAGGACUGUCUGACCUUCACCAAGGAUGAAGUCCUGACCGUGAUCAGAAGAGUGGAUGACAACUGGGCGGAGGGGAUGCUGGGGGACAAGAUUGGGAUCUUCCCACUCCUAUACGUGGAGCUCAACGACUCUGCCAAGCAGCUUAUUGAGAUGGACAAGCCGUGCCCAGCCACCGGGUCUGGCUGCCACACCUCCUCACCUCCUGACCCUGGUGCAGUGGCCAGCGUGGCCCCAGGUCCCACUCUGAGCAGCUCAGGGGCUGUCAGUGCCUUUCAGCGGCGUGUGGACGGCAAGAAGAAUGCCAAGAAACGCCACUCCUUCACCGCACUCAGUGUGACGCACAAAUCCUCACAGGCCACCAGCCACAGACACUCCAUGGAGAUUAGUGCCCCAGUGCUGAUCAGCUCCAGCGACCCUCGAGCCGCGGCCAGAAUUGGGGACCUGGCCCACCUGUCCUGCAGUGCUCCUGCCCAGGGCUCCUGCUCCUCGGCCGGAUCUUCCCCAGCAGUUGAACAGCAGGGCACAGCUCUCAAAGUCCAGCUGCCCCUCAACGUGUACCUCGCACUCUAUGCCUAUAAGCCCCAGAAGAGCGACGAGCUGGAGCUGCGCAGGGGCGAGACGUACCGCGUCCUUGAGAAGUGUCAGGACGGCUGGUUCAAGGGCGCCUCCUUGAGAACCGGGCUUUCUGGGGUGUUUCCGGGCAACUACGUGACGCCUGUCUCCAGGGUUCCUGCAGGAGGCCCCAAACUGCCCCGGAAUAACGUGGCUGCAGGGUCUCCACUGGCCAAAGGGAUCGCCACAACCAUUCACCCAGGUGGUGGGAGUCUGAGCAGCCCGGCACCUGCCACGAGACCUGCCUUUCCCCUCAGCACAGCCCAGUCCCCUCACCAGGCAGCCUCUCCUGCAAUGGGCACUUGUCUGCGGCACUCAGCCCAGCCAGCAGCCGGCCAGGCCCACAGUGCUGUCCCCACAGCUGCCCACGCCUCAGCUCAGGCUCAGGAUCGACCGACAGCCACAGUGUCGCCCCUGCGCACCCAGAACUCCCCAUCCCGCCUGCACACCUCCAGCCUCAGGCCCCACUCAGUGGUGUCCCCACAGCACGUCCACCAGCCCCCGGUGCACCUGGCCACCGGGACGCUGUGCCCCCGGCCAGCCAUCCUGCUCACGUCAGCAGCAUCAGCCAUCACACCUCCCAACAUCAGCGCCGCCAGCCUCAGUGGGGAGGCCGGAGGAGGGCCUGUCAGCAGCUUGUCUACAUCCAGCCCCACCAGCACGGGAUGCAAGCCAGAUGAGAGGAAAAAUGAAAAGAAAGAGAAGAAGAGUGGGCUGCUGAAGCUGCUGGCUGGGGCGUCCACCAAGAAGAAGUCUCGCUCCCCGCCAUCCAUCUCUCCAACCCACGACCCCCACGGGGCAGUGGGUGCCUCGCUCCAGGGUGCCAUGGGGCCUGAGGUGUGCGCCCUGUCCGCCCACGGCAGGGCGGGGUCCUGCCCUGUAGAGAGCGAGAUGCAGGGAGCAAUGGGCAUGGAGCCACUGCACAGGAAGGCGGGUUCCUUGGACCUGAACCUCUGCUCAUCUCCAUCCCAGCAGGCACCUCUGUCCAUGGCUGCCAUGCGUCCCGAGCCCAAGCCCCUGUCCAGAGAGAGGUACCGCGUGGUGGUGUCUUACCCGCCCCAGAGCGAGGCAGAGAUUGAGCUGAAGGAGGGAGACAUCGUCUUUGUGCACAAGAAGCGCGAGGACGGCUGGUACAAGGGGACCCUGCAGAGGACAGGCCGCACGGGGCUCUUUCCAGGCAGCUUCGUGGAGAGCUUCUGAGGCUGUGCUUUCCCCCUGCUCCCAGGGACAGAGGCCCCAGGAUGCCCAGUGAGCCCAGGGAGCGAGGUCCUGCCUCCGCCACCAUCCCGGCCGGGAGCAUCUCCCUCCGUGUGAGCUGUAAGGAUACCUUGGAGAGAAGAGGACACUGAGACAGAGGGAUCUGCUGGCCAAGGCAGCUCCUGUUGGCCACCGGGGCUGGCCAGAGGUUGCAGAAGGGCUGUAGGGCUGGGAAGGCGGGCGCUGCCUGAGCGUCUUGAGGGUGUCUGUUCUGGGCCUCACAUGGGUCGCCUCUCUACAUACCUCAGUCACUGCUACCUGGCCACUCAGCAAGGUGUUCCCGGCCCAGGGGGCUCCAGGGGGGCUGGUGUCCUCUCGCAGCUCCUGUUGGGGGCACACAGGGCCCACUUGGCGUGGGUGCCUGCCUCUCUUGCCACCACGUCCCUUUGCAUUGUUCCCUGCUUACAUAUUUUUACGGAAAGCUGUUAGACUCUGUAUUUCUAAUAGGUCAUACAUUACCUAUUUUUCAUACAUCUGGUGCUGCCUCUUUGUAAAACCAGUGAUGACUUGGUUGAGCUUGAAAGAAAAAAAAUGUCUGAGGCGACAUCAUCAGGGCAGGAUUUUUAUAUGUACCAUGCGAAUUUUGGAGAACUCCAAAGAGCCUGCGUCUUCCCCUCACCACGUUGGCUCCUGCUCCAUGGAUAAGAGGGGGCUUGGAAAAAGCCACUUUUUAAAAACCCUUUCUAAAGACCUGCAUUACAUCACAACUUGGUCGUUAUUAUCUAAGAACUGGCAACAAACGGAGGAAAGGUCACUGUAAUGGUCUUUUGUGUGGCUGGAAAAAGAACAGGAAGGUGGACCCAGCCUGGCAAGGCAGAAUUUUCCUUUUGUUGCUUCAGGGAGAAUGACUACAAUCAGCAUUGUCAAAAUAUGAUUUCUAAUUAGUGAAAUGUGCAAUUUUUACCACAGUUCAGAUUUACCACAUUGUGAGGGUUUUGUCUUCUUUUUUUCUUAAUAAGUAACUGCUCCCUUAUCAGGUGGUACCGACCUCGGUCUAGAGACGAGAGGUGCGAGGAGGGCAUGGGUGAUUGGCAGCGUCUCUGCAGACCUGCGGAGUCAGAGGAAGCUGGGGGCAGACAGGAGGAGGGGCCCCCUGAGGUGGGUUCCAGCGGCCACUUCCAUAGCAGACCUCAGGAGCCCCGUCACCCAGCAGCCUUAUUCUCAAGAGCUUCACGCCUUAGGAAUAUGUUCUUAUCAGCUUGGAGUCACAGUUCGUAAACCUUUCUCUGUAUAUUUUUGCAAAACCACUCCAACUUAGAUUAGGCUGAAUAUUUAGCCUUUAGGAACUUAGGGUCUCCCUGGUUUUCAGGAAUGGAAUGAAAUUCAGAAACCCAUUCCCUUGCUGGGCACGGUGCCUUUGAAAUACGGAGCAUCCGUUUUCGGGGUUUCUGUUCCGGGAUGUGACUUGGCUAUUUGUUACUGCCUGGUGGCUGCUGUGCCGGUGGGAUCAUGCCUGAGAAAGUCUCUUUCCCUCUCUCCAGAUGAUAAUUGAUUUAAUCAAUGAGAAAUUUGUUCUGAAUCAAAUAAAACAAAACAGUUUAAACAUAGGAGCCCUGUGUAUGGAGUUACAACAACCAGAAGGUGUCCAUGUGCCAGCAGUUGCUGAAUUAGUUGCCCACCAUGCACAAAAUCAUGAGCGUGUUUAAAAUCAUGUCAUCACCAGAAACAUGCGUUGAUUAACACGUGAGUGAAAAAUGUGCUCUCUAGUGAAACCAAAACUAACUCAAACCCUAAAUAAAAAGGAAAGUCUUUUUUUUUCUUAUUAAAGGAAGGUAGUCACCAAGCAGCAGAACAGACUCAUUCGGACCUUAUUUCCUCUCUGGCCACCACCCCCAGGACACCCACAGAGCUAGAACUUGCCAAGCUGCCUGUGACAGUGGGCCCACAUCCUUCACAGCGGAGAGCUGGGAGUCCAGGUGCCCAGUGGGCACCAACUGGCCCUCCCGCGGCAGUCAGGGUGGACACUGCAACAGCUGCGGGAAGGACAGGUUGAUGCCACGGCCCGGCCAGCACCAGGGCAUCCUUUCAGGGCUGCAAGAGCUCCCAUGCAUCCCCCGAGAGCAGGCAGUGCAGCAGCAGCCUCCGCAUUUGGGUCUGAGUGUUUCCAGACAUGUUUGUCAUGCAUCAGCUUUCACAGCCAUCUAGCCUGCAGACAAGAGCAGGUGCAGAAUCAGACACGUCUUCCAGGCCAUUCUGCCCAUUCUGGCUACUAGGAUGGAACCCACAUAUUGUCUGAACACCUCACAUUCCAUCCUGGCCCAGCAACUUAUACUCUCAGUUGUGGGGGGCGUUUGGCAGCCAAGGUCAUGUACUCUGAGGAUUGCGGUAGAGUCCAGAGCCACCACCGAGUGAAGUCAGGGGACACCCGGGUCACCAAAGGGCCACAGAGGCAGAGAGAUGGCAGGCACUUCCCCAGCAGUCUAUGGCAUGAAUGCCAGGCUCUGGAGCCCCAAACAAGCUUAGCUGACUGGUUGGGAAAUUCUUUGUACUUUGCACAGAUCACACACACCCUGUUGUUGUUACACACAAAUGUCAGCGUGUGAUUUGGAAGGACUGACAGUGAUGACAAAGUGCCAUGCCUAUGUUUCUGAGACUUCAAAUAAAAAUGAA
Messenger RNA from Manis javanica (Malayan pangolin), 5318 nucleotides. It is a transcript of the gene SH3RF3, whose product is annotated as SH3 domain containing ring finger 3. Gene Ontology annotation, molecular function: protein binding; ubiquitin protein ligase activity. Gene Ontology annotation, biological process: protein ubiquitination; positive regulation of proteasomal ubiquitin-dependent protein catabolic process; positive regulation of JNK cascade. NCBI's taxonomy places the organism in Eukaryota, Metazoa, Chordata, Mammalia, Pholidota, Manidae. The record is from RefSeq and is a predicted model, not a curated record.